Nicotiana tabacum (common tobacco) is the source of this 491-nucleotide messenger RNA. Its product is annotated as gibberellin-regulated protein 4-like. The record is from RefSeq and is a predicted model, not a curated record. NCBI's taxonomy places the organism in Eukaryota, Viridiplantae, Streptophyta, Magnoliopsida, Solanales, Solanaceae.
ACCAAAGUCCCUCUCCUUACCGUUUCUGGUUCUCUUCUUUUUGUGUAAUUUUUUUUAAUUCAUCUACUCAUGGCUAAAGUCCGUGCUUUUUUUCUCUUGGCCAUCGUUGCCAUCUCUAUGCUGCAGGCCAUUGUGUUGGCAAUAUCUCAGCAGGGAAAUGAAGCACAUCAUUCAAACAAGAACCGAUAUGGUCCCGGCAGUCUGAAGAGCUCCCAAUGCCCAUCACAAUGCACGAGGAGGUGCGGAAGGACCCAAUACCACAAGGCAUGCAUUUUCUUCUGCCAAAAGUGCUGUAGAAAGUGCCUUUGCGUCCCUCCUGGUUAUUAUGGUAACAAAGCCCUCUGCCCUUGCUACAACAACUGGAAGACAAAGGAAGGAGGCCCAAAAUGCCCUUAAGACUAGUAAUUGAUGUUAGCACUACUCUAUUUUGACCAGUAGGUGUUUGGUUUCUCACUUUAUUCAAGGGAAUGGAUUGUUGUCUCGUUGUUUAA